AUGCUUUUCACAGCCGGGUCAGAAGAGAAGGGUCACUGCCGUCCGAGAGCAAAGCGCAGGAAGGGGAGGAGUGCGGUGGAGAGGGGCAGUUCUUUCCAUCGUCAGGAUAAGGUGGCAUUGGCCGGUGGCGACGACGUGCUACAGUCUGGGCCUGCCAAAGACGGGGAGGGUAAGGGACGAGGGGCUGUAGGCGCUAAGGGCGACAGUGAUGGGGAGCGCAAGGGACGAGGGGCUGUAGGCGCUAAGGGCGACAGUGAUGGGGAGCGCAAGGGACGAGGGGCUGUAGGCGCUAAGGGCGACAGUGAUGGGGAGCGUAAGGGACGAGGGGCUGUAGGCGCUAAGGGCGACAGUGAUGGGGAGCGUAAGGGACGAGGGGCUGUAGGCGAUAAGGGCGACAGUGAUGGGGAGCGCAAGGGACGAGGGGCUGUAGGCGCUAAGGGCGACAGUGAUGGGGAGCGUAAGGGACGAGGGGCUGUAGGCGCUAAGGGCGACAGUGAUGGGGAGCGCAAGGGACGAGGGGCUGUAGGCGCUAAGGGCGACAGUGAUGGGGAGCGCAAGGGACGAGGGGCUGUAGGCGCUAAGGGCGACAGUGAUGGGGAGCGUAAGGGACGAGGGGCUGUAGGCGCUAAGGGCGACAGUGAUGGGGAGCGUAAGGGACGAGGGGCUGUAGGCGAUAAGGGCGACAGUGAUGGGGAGCGCAAGGGACGAGGGGCUGUAGGCGCUAAGGGCGACAGUGAUGGGGAGCGUAAGGGACGAGGGGCUGUAGGCGCUAAGGGCGACAGUGAUGGGGAGCGUAAGGGACGAGGGGCUGUAAGCACUAAGGGCGACAGUGAUGGGGAGCGUAAGGGACGAGGGGCUGUAAGCACUAAGGGCGACAGUGAUAGGGAGCGUAAGGGACGAGGGGCUGUAAGCACUAAGGGCGACAGUGAUGGGGAGCGUAAGGGACGAGGGGCUGAAGUCACGUACAAGCGGCGCAAGGUGGUUGACACGGGCGGUCACGACAGAAAAAUGAGGAAGGCUCGCCAGGGACGGAAACGGUACGCUUCACCCAGAUCGUCGUCCGGUUCCGAGGAGGGAUCCAGCGACGGGGAAUCUGGUAGUUCAUCUGGCAGCGAAUAUGGGGACGAGGAGGAGGAGGAGGAGGAGAGUGAGGACCAAGAUCUGGAGCCGGAAAGCGAGGAGGCGGAUGAGGUGCGUCCCAAGAGAAAGGGGCGUGAUCGGAAGGCCAAGAAGGGCAUUCCUAAGAGGAACCGUGACAAGGGUCGGGACAAGGGCCGUAAGGGGCGCGACAGUCGUGGGAAAUCGCAUGGCAACAACGGUCGCCGGCGUGUGGUUUCCCAGGUUGUCCGUGUGAGCCCCAAAGUGAAGCCCGAGCCUGAAUUCUAUGCGGAGAUGGGAGUGAAAGCAACUGCUGCUCCUACUGGAUAUCUUGAUCGUAAAGACCAGACCCGAAGGAGGCGUGACGAUCGUGAGGACCCUUAUGCUGCUCUCAGAGGGCCAUCACUAAAUGCUGGGAAAGGAGCAGACCCGUUGCCUACAGGGUCAUGGCGUCAUAACAAGGAGGGAAAAGACCCACUUGCGAAGCGUCUCGAGACACGGGAUUCACCGGAUCUUGAUAAAGACGACUUUAAGCCCAAACGGUACGCUGACCCAACGGCCGCAGCAGCAAACGACGGUGUGGCAGGUGGGAUGUGGGCAAACACAUUGGGUGAUUGUGGCGGAGUUAUGGCUGGCUCUCCGUACGAUGAACGUGACAAAAGGGGCGACGACUACACCUGGAAAAGGGAUCCACACACGAACGAGGGGAGGGGUGAGAGCAUGUGCACGCCCGGUGCAUCUGGUCGUCUCAAUCCGGCUCGCCCCAAGACGGUGGAGCAGCUCACGCGAGAGCUUGAGCUAGCAAACAGCGAACUAGCAACCCUCAAGGCAAAACCAGCUUGCAAUGGCGUCAAAAACCGCGGACCCCCUUCCCAAGUUCCUCCUCUGGCACCUUUGGCGAGCGACCCAUCAUCUGGGGGCCUCAGUCCCGAGGUAGCUGAUGAGAGCACCCCGACAGAGGGCCAGCCCAUUCGGCGCAGGCAUGGAAUGCCCACUCUCGAGAAACUGAGGCAUAUCGUUCCAAACCCCCUCUGCCUGCACUACGUCUGUUCUUGCUCAUUCGUAACCCCCUUGCCAGCCCCACAUUGUCAUGGUUGUUCCUUGCCCAAACCCCUCUGCCCUGCCUGCCCCACCUCAGGAUCGAUCCUCACCCAAACCCCUCUGCCCUGCCUGCCCCACCUCAGGAUCCUCACCCAAACCCCUCUGCCCUGCCUGCCCCACCUCAGGAUCCUAAACCCCAACCCCUCUGCCCUGCCUGCCCCACCUCAGGAUCCUCACUCAAACCCCUCUGCCCUGCCUGCCCCACCUCAGGAUCCUCACUCAAACCCCUCUGCCCUGCCUGCCCCACCUCAGGAUCCUCACCCAAACCCCUCUGCCCUGCCUGCCCCACCUCAGGAUCCUAAACCCAAACCCCUCUGCCCUGCCUGCCCCACCUCAGGAUCCUAA
Closterium sp. NIES-65 is the source of this 2544-nucleotide messenger RNA. The record is from the annotation of a GenBank genome assembly. NCBI's taxonomy places the organism in Eukaryota, Viridiplantae, Streptophyta, Zygnematophyceae, Desmidiales, Closteriaceae.